Messenger RNA from Globicephala melas (long-finned pilot whale), 4045 nucleotides. It is a transcript of the gene LIPT1, whose product is annotated as lipoyltransferase 1. NCBI's taxonomy places the organism in Eukaryota, Metazoa, Chordata, Mammalia, Artiodactyla, Delphinidae. Gene Ontology annotation, molecular function: lipoyltransferase activity. Gene Ontology annotation, biological process: protein lipoylation. Gene Ontology annotation, cellular component: mitochondrion; cytoplasm. The record is from RefSeq and is a predicted model, not a curated record.
CGGGGCGGCGGGCGGGGCGGCUGCGUGCGCAGCAGGACGGGACUCCGGGUCGCACGCGUCCUUCCCCCACGGGCCCGCGCGCUGCUUGACCGCGACCGGAAGCCUCAGGCCCGAGGCUUGUGGGAUCUUAGUUCCCGGACCAGGGAUCAAACCCGUGCCCCCUGCAGUGAAAGCACAGAGUCCUAACCACUGGACCGCCAGGGAAGUCCCUAACUGGAUUUUAAGUCUCUUCAUAAUCUGAUCUCUACUUCUGCCUCCUUAUCUCUUGCAGCUCCCCAUUCCUGCACUCUUAAAUACCAGCCAAUUUAGUUAAAUUCUUCGAAUUCUUUGAAUGGGUCUUCUUCUCCAAGCUACUGUACUUUGUUGGAAUACUUUUCCUUACCCCUUCUAUGUCUCAACUUCAAUGUCACUUCCAAUGAUGAGAGGGUUAAAUGGCCUUCUAAUGUACUUACCCUGUCAUAGCACUUAUGACACCAUAUUUUUUUUUUUGUGGUACGUGGGCCUCUCACUGUUGUGGCCUCUCCCGUUGCAGAGCACAGGCUCCGGACGCACAGGCUCAGCGGCCAUGGCUCAUGGGCCCAGCCGCUCCGCGGCAUGUUGGAUCUUUCCGGACCGGGGCACGAACCCAUGUCCCCUGCUUCGGCAGGUGGACUCCCAACCACUGCGCCACCAGGGAAGCCCUGACACUGUAUUUUAAUUAUCACCUUCCUUGCUUUUUAGUGUCUCCCACUAGAUAGUGAGUUCCUUGAAGGCAAGGACCAGUCUGUGACCUUAAUGUCCUCAUGUCCAUCCCUUCUCAGUGUCUGCUACCCUCGUUCAGGCCCUCAUUAUCUCUAACUGGGACAACUGCAUGGGUCGGUUAAACCGUCUCCCUGCCCCUGGUCUAUCUGUUUUUAAUCCAUGCUCAACACUGCCAGCAGAAGCAGUUUUGUAUAAUGGCUGACUUAACACUUUCCUACUUAAAACACCUCACUAGAUCCAGCUGCUUUUAGAAAAAGGCCAGAUGCUUUAGAAUUACAUGAAUUUGUCUCCUCCCCUUCUUUAUUCUACCUUGUGCCUAGUAGGCACUCCAUAAACAUUUGUUUAGUGAAGGAGGGACUGAUAUCAAAUUUGGUCAAACAGAACCAAGAACAAAGAGUUUAACCAAAGAAACGGCAUCUGGCUGCAGAGGCUUCCUAGGACAGCACAGCCAAAGGUUUCAGUGGAGCUGGAAGACUGGUAGUGGAACUCCUUUGAGGAGGGAGUCCCCAAGACAUGCCUUACUGUUGGAGGACUCUCUGUCUUUGCAUUUGCCUGGAACAUGCUACUCCCAUCAACGUGGUAAAAACCAUCAGAUUUCGAGACUCAGUUCAAGUAUCCCUUCCUCUGUUACACCUCUCCUGACCUUUCUAGAUAGAAAGAGUGUAAAUUGGUUCAGCUUUUCUGUAGCAUAACUUAUCAAGAUAUAUCAAGAGUGAUGAAAAUACGAAGACUUGUUACCCUAGGAAUUGUGCAUCUAGGAUGUAACUACAAGAGAAUGGGGCCUAGUUCUGGGCUUUAAUAACCCAGUCCUUCCCAGGUCUUUAACCUAAAGGAAAAUUAUGACCAUUCUAAGAAACGAAAUCGGAAUAGAAUGGUUUCUUUACAACCAUAACCAGUCAAAAUACUUCAUUAUUACAGCUAGUAUUUUCAGCCUUUUCAUCAGCACUGCUAACACAAAUAAUGUGUAAAGUGUCAAAACAUAAUAAAAUUGUUCCUAGCCUUUCUAUUUAACCUUGCUACUCUGACCACCUCUCCCCUGACUUCAGGGGGUCCAUCCUAAUUUAAUAUUGAUCUAAAUAAAACAGGCUGCCAGUAAACAUGUAUCUCAAAAUUAAAUAGGAAUUAUUUUUAAAGUACUACAAGGACAUAAUUAAAGCUUUCCAGACAGAUGUUCAUGAGUACAUUGUUGAUAACAUAGAAAAACUAGAGACAGUCUAAACUUACAAACUAAGGGACUGGUUGAGUAAACGGUGGUGUAUCUUGACAAUGGAAUGUAACACGACAUUAAAACCGAUGUAAAAAUAGGUUUAACAUUGAAUGAAAUAAGAGUAUCAUUCCACUUUUGGUGGGGAAAAGUGUGUGUGUGUAUUUUACACAUGCACAUAAAAAAAUGGGUACACACUAAAGUGUUAAUUGGGAUUAUCUCCGGGUGGUCAUGUUAUGGUUUCUUUUAUUUUGCUCUUUUUGCUUGUCUGUAUUUUCUCAUUUUUCUCAAAUAAUGUGUAUUACCUGUGAAUUCAAAAUAAUUUGUUUGUCUCUGAGAUAUAUUACAUAAUGUAUUUUCAGCUUUAUUAUUGGAAAAAUCUGUGCCCUUAUUCCAUUUCAACUAAAACAAUUUGAGGUUUGUAUCAUUUAUUUCCUUUGAGUACUCUGUUGUACGAUUUUUGCUAAAGACUAAUGAUAAGGCUAAAAGGCAAGAAAAGCAACCAGACCGGAUACUUAAAUAAGUUUGGAUUAAAUAACCAAGAACUGAUAGCUACAAACUAGAAUUUAAUUUUCUUUUUCUCCAUCAUUAAUUUGUUUGUCUUCCAUUUUUAAAAGCAUGCUGAUCCCAUUUUCAAUGAAGAAUUGCUUCCAGUUACUUUGUAACCUCAAGGUCCCAGCAGCUGGUUUUAAAGACACAGUUAAAAGUGGGCUCAUUUUACAGUCAGUUUCCAAUGAUGUUUACCAAAACCUGGCUGUAGAAGACUGGAUCCAUGACCAUAUGAAUCUAGAAGCCAAGCCGGUUCUUUUCUUUUGGAGGAAUUCUCCCUCUGUUGUAAUUGGUCGGCAUCAGAACCCUUGGCAGGAAUGUAACCUGAAUCUGAUGAGAGAAGGAGGUGUAAAACUAGCUCGGAGGAGAAGUGGAGGAGGAACAGUCUACCAUGAUAUGGGUAACAUCAACUUGACUUUUUUUACAACCAAAAAAAUGUACGAUAGGAUGGAAAAUCUAAAAUUAGUUGUUAAAGCUCUGAAGGCUGUCCAGCCGCAGCUGGAUGUGCGGGCUACCAAAAGGUUUGACCUUUUACUUGAUGGACAGUUUAAAAUCUCAGGAACAGCUUCCAGGAUUGGCCAGACCGCUGCUUAUCACCACUGCACUUUGCUAUGCAGUACCGAUGGGACCUUCUUGUCAUCUUUGUUGAAGAGCCCUUACCAAGGGGUCAGGAGUACUGCCACUGCGAGCACACCUGCCUUAGUAAAAAAUCUUAUGGAAAAAGAUCCCACCCUGACCUGCGAAGUAGUGAUAAAUGCUAUUGCCACAGAGUAUGCUACAUCUCAUCAAAUCGAUAAUCACAUUCACCUAAUAAACCCAACAGACGAGACGCUGUUUCCUGGAAUAAACAGCAGAGCCAAAGAACUACAGACCUGGGAGUGGAUAUAUGGCAAAACUCCAAAGUUCAGUGUAAACACUUCCUUCAAUGUGUUAUAUGAACAUUCACACUUGGAAAUUAAAGUAUUCAUAGACAUAAAGAAUGGAAGAAUUGAAAUCUGUAAUAUUGAAGCACCUGACCAUUGGUUGCCGCUGGAAAUACGUGACAAGUUAAAUUCAGGUUUUAUUGGUAGUAAAUUUUGCCCAAUUGAAACGACUAUGCUUACAAGUAUAUUACAUAGAACAUGUCCAGAAGAUGAUGAACUACACAGUAAAUGGAAUAUGCUCUGUGAAAAAAUUAAGGGAAUAAUGUGAUUCCAAGUAAAUUUCUUAAUAUUGACAGUUUCAAUGACAGAAUUAAAAAUGUUUACAGUACAUUGUCUGUCUCUUAAAAUAAAAAAGAUCUAGUCUCCUUCAGUAACUUCUCCCUAUUUGAAAUUGUCUAUCACCUAUCCUAGUCCAUAUUUUCCAUUGAUGUCUAAGAUCCUCUCUGUCUUUAUUGAUUUUAAUACCUGGCUGCAUUUGUAUUUCACCUCCUUCCUCUGUUACCAUCUUGGGGUUGUAUACCAUAUGGGACACUCUGACCUCAGAGUCCGUUCUCUUUCUUACCUCUAGGGAAUAUAACCCCAGCUUCUUGCCACCUCUGAUACCUUAAACUCUAAAAUUCUCCCGUUU